Molecule: messenger RNA, 1011 nt
Organism: Dovyalis caffra
Lineage: Eukaryota; Viridiplantae; Streptophyta; Magnoliopsida; Malpighiales; Salicaceae
Source: the annotation of a GenBank genome assembly
AUGGCUCCUGAGCUUGUCCAAGGUGCUUUGAAACCAGCCGGGUUCACCAAACCUGCUAGCUUACUUAGCCGGGCUUAUGUAACAUUCUUGGCUGGUAAUGGAGAUUACGUGAAAGGUGUUGUUGGGUUAGCCAAAGGAUUAAGGAAGGUCAAAUCGGCAUACCCGUUAAUCGUUGCAGUUUUACCCGACGUGCCAGAGGAACACAGGCGGAUAUUGGAGUCACAGGGGUGCAUAGUCCGGGAAAUUGAACCCGUUUACCCGCCAGAGAACCAGACCCAGUUUGCCAUGGCUUAUUAUGUCAUCAACUACUCGAAGCUCCGUAUCUGGGAGUUUGUGGAAUACAGCAAGAUGAUAUACUUGGAUGGAGAUAUACAGGUUUAUGACAACAUAGACCACUUAUUUGAUCUGCCUGAUGGGUAUUUCUAUGCAGUGAUGGAUUGUUUCUGUGAGAAAACAUGGAGCCACACUCCACAAUACAAGAUUGGCUAUUGCCAGCAGCGCCCUGACAAGGUUAAGUGGCCAGCUGAGAUGGGUCAACCACCAUCUCUUUACUUCAAUGCUGGUAUGUUUGUGUUCGAGCCUAGCAUCUCCACUUAUCAUGAUCUCUUGGAGACCCUCAAAGUCACUCCUCCUACCUCAUUUGCAGAGCAGGACUUCCUGAACAUCUACUUCAAGGAUAUUUACAAGCCAAUUCCUCUAGUUUACAAUCUUGUUCUUGCCAUGUUAUGGCGUCACCCAGAAAAUGUGGAGCUUGACAAAGUCAAAGUUGUUCAUUACUGUGCAGCGGGCUCAAAGCCAUGGAGAUACACUGGCAAAGAAGAGAACAUGCAGAGAGAAGACAUAAAGAUGCUGGUGAAGAAAUGGUGGGACAUUUACAACGAUGGAUCACUGGAUUACAAGAAAUCUGUGGCGGAUGGUACUGCUGCGAAGCCAGUGAACUUGCAGCCAUUCAUUGCAGCUCUAUCUGAAGCCGGUGCUGUUCAAUAUGUCACCGCCCCAUCUGCGGCUUAG